Molecule: messenger RNA, 429 nt
Organism: Ostreobium quekettii
Lineage: Eukaryota; Viridiplantae; Chlorophyta; Ulvophyceae; Bryopsidales; Ostreobiaceae
Source: the annotation of a GenBank genome assembly
AUGUUGGAGGUGGUGUGCAGUCCCAGGUCGUCUUUUGCUCUGGUGGUUGAAUCCGCUGGGCACAUGCUAGUUGGGAAUACACUGCAACCACCACACCACAGUCCUUGUACUUGUGGAUUCAAUGUCCCUGUGAGCAGAAUAUUUAUUCUUGGGUGGACAAGCCCUGGCCUGGACUGGGUGACUAAAGAAUCGCUGUCGGCAGUGGGGACCAUCGUUGGAGACAGCGUAGGCUCUUCUCAGCCAAGCUUGUGGGCAGGUUGGUGCUCAUCGCUUCUGCCAUGCGAUGCAACACCACUGUGGCACAAGCACCGCAGCACACUGGCUGACCUGGAAGCUAUUCAUGAAGGCUACUUUAUUCAACCUCCAUCGAUGCGGACAGUCGAUGGCACGAUUACCUUCACUGGCAGUGUCUGCUUCAAUGGGGGCUGA